Symbiodinium pilosum is the source of this 624-nucleotide messenger RNA. The record is from the annotation of a GenBank genome assembly. NCBI's taxonomy places the organism in Eukaryota, Dinophyceae, Suessiales, Symbiodiniaceae.
AUGGCAAAUGGUAGCAGGAUUGACCGGGGCCGCUUGCUCCGGGACCGGGAAUAUCUGCUGCAGGCCGUGUGCGCCGAGUUCCAGAAGGUGGACACCUACCACCGUGGGCUCAUCACCUCGGCCAACUUCUCCAAGGCUUUGGCUGGCCUCGGGUUGCGUUACGGCCAGCCCGAGGUGGAUGAUCUGCUUCAGUACUGCCAGGUCACCGAUGAUGGCUAUGUCCACUAUAAGGACCUCAGCAGCUUCCUUGCACCGCAACCUCCACGGGCGAAGCAAAGUAGCCUGAAGCAGACUCUCUACCCAGCCGAGGUCGUUCCGCCGGCCCCGACGGAGGAGAGAAAUGGCUUCUUUGCGGCACGAACCGAGGACAUCCGGAAGGUUUUUUCGCUCUGGGAGCGUGGGCGAAUCUCGAACGACCAGUUCAAAGAGGGGCUGCAAAGUGCCGGGGUGUUGCACCUGCCAGAGGAGCUCGACCGGCUGCUGGUCAUGUACGGACCAGCCAGGUCUUUGCCUUUCAGCAAGCUGAUGUAUGCAUUGCAGAUCGAUGCCAAUGACGGUCGCCGUGCCAGGAAUGCGAACCUCGGCUUUGAAAGUAAAACAUUUUUGGCCGGUUGCACCGUUUGA